AUGGUGAAUACUCGCAGUACAACGCGCAAAGAACGCGAGAGAAAAGCAGAAGAGGAUAGACAACUUCAGCUACAACAGCGUAAAAUCGGAGCAUCGCCCGGUGCAACAUACGCCCGCUUCGCUAACGGGGGCAAAGCCCAAGUCGUCAUCAUCGUCUGUGCUGGCUCGACGAAAACAGCUGGAACUAGAAGCGGCUCAAGAAAAAGCGCGUAUCCAAAUGGCCUCAUCGACAAGAAACUUGAAGCUGAUUUAGCUAACCUGACGGAUGAGGAACAAGAUAACUACAGUCCACAUGAUGAUCUGCACGCUGACAAACAGGGUGAAGUGGAAAAGUGGUUGGAACAAAGCCAACGUGAGCUGGAAUCCGCCGCGCAGCAAGUCCCCGAUCAAGGUAACCAGCCGGACCUGCCGUGCCCGCCGCCGGUCGUUGACCCCGGCACCUCUAAUGGAACGAUUCAAAUGCUCGCAAGUGCACUUCAAAAUCUAACUGCAAGUACCGCUAAACAAAAGAGUGACAAAAACCUGCUAAGCCGAUUAUGUACUCCCAGAGACCUACCUAGUUACUCUGGCGACCCUUUGGACUGGCUACAAUUUAAGCAGGCCUAUGAAGAGUCCACCGAAGUAUGCGGAUUCAGCCCGAAGGAGAACCUAUGGAGACUGAGAAAAUGCCUACAUGGAACUGCCAGGGAAGCAGUUUCAGCUUUAAUGGUUACUGCCACGUCGCCCGAUAUAGUGAUGAAAACCUUGGAAUUGGUAUGUGGAAAUCCAGAAAGCAUCUUAACUCGUAUUAUGCAAGGAUUACGCAAGCUACCAUCUAUGUCGAACGAGUACAGUAAGGACAUCGUAUCUUUCUCAGUCAAAGUACAAAACUUCAUCGCAGCCGUACAUGCAGUCGGCCGCAAAGAGUACCUACACGACGUAAACAUGGCUAACAUAAUUCUAUCUAAAUUACCGACUGUUAUUAUAUCGAAAUGGUCUGACUACAGUUUCCCCAUAAUAGCCGAAGGUAAGAAGCCACGCUUGGAGAUACUUGGAAACUUUUUAAACAUCGAAGCAGUCAAAAUAACCACUACAGCGAACAUUCACGUCACGGAUCAGCGCAGCAGUUAUCAACAUCACUCGAGAAACAAAAGUGAUAAUAAUAACGCCAACCGCCAGCAAACAGUUUUAUUGCAAUCGGCGCGCAGUGAUAAUAAGUGUUUAUUUUGCCGCGGUGCAAAACAUGAGUUAACUGAAUGCAAGAUGUUCAAAAAGGCGUUAAGAAAGGACCGGUGGCGUCAUGUGAAGCGCCAUGGAGUAUGCUUCAAGUGCCUAGUGUCACGCCACGAUCGCGAGAACUGCCCCGCGCCCGCUUGUGACAAGGAUGGAUGUGGCGAGGCGCAUCAUCGACUAUUACACUAUGUACAAAAUCGCGAUACAGAUAAGGAUGCUACGUCGGGAUCUCCGGAUACGCGGGAAACAGCUGAGUCCAGCCCUACUAAGGAAACCGUAUCCUUUAUAAACUUAAAUAACCAUAAAGUGUUGUUAAAAGUUGUGCCGAUAAAAAUACGCGGACCUAAUGGUGUGUUUACGUCAACUGCAUUUUUAGAUGACGGAAGUAGUAUCAGUCUUAUCAGUAAAUCGCUCGCCGAGCGCGCCGGCCUGCGCGGGCGCACUGAGACUAUGCGAGUGAGCGGAGCGUGGAGAGAUAGCGAUUUAGAGUGUACUACUACAGUUAUGUCUAUCGAUGUAUCUAGCCUUAAUGGUAGCGAUGUUUUUAAUAUCAGUUUACGAGCUGUAGAUAAUUUGCAAAUACCUGAGCAGGACUUUAGGUCCAUUGAUUGUAAUAAAUUUGCCCACUUACAGAAGGUAAAAGACAAAUGGUCACCUAAUCUAAUUUCUUGUAAACCUGAAGUUUUAAUUGGGCAGGAUAAUUAUGAUUUAAUUAUGCCGUUAGAAAUAUGUAAAGGUAAACCCUUUGAGCCGUUCGCUACACGCACUGUCUUAGGUUGGUCCGUCCAUGGGAAGAUGCGCGCCCCGCACGGCCGAUGCACCCGCGCCGCCCACAACCUGCUGAUAGCGGCGGAGGGCGCCGGCGCGCCCUGCCCGAGCGCCCACGAUGACGCGCUCCGCGACCUUCAUGAGGAAGUAAGGCGUUAUUUUUCUAUUGACUCUCUAGGUGUGUGUAACGAGCCUCGUCAAAACAGCGAUGACGUCCGUGCCUUAGCCCAAUUAGACCACACGACGACCUUCGCUGACGGCAGGUGGCAAGUAGGUCUGCCGUGGCGCGACGAGAACAGCGUGAUGCCUGACAGUUACCCUAACGCUCUAAAUAGGUUAAAGGGAGUUGAGAAGAAAAUGGCUGCAAACAGUGAGUAUGCUCAGAGGUACACGGAUCGAGUAAAUCAUUUGUUCCACAAUGAUUUUGCAAGGGAGCGUUACGCGUCCGCAAUGCCUGCUGCAGUUGCUGCCAUCUGCGAGCAACACUACAUGGACGAUUACUUGGACAGUUUGCCAGACGAGGCCGCAGCUAUAAAAAUGGUAAAAGACGUUACUUUUAUUCACAAACAGGGCGGGUUCGACAUGUGCAACUGGACAAGUAACAGCGAGGCAGUAUUGGACAGCGUGCCAAAAGAAGCCUUAGGCAAUGCAGCCUUAAGGUUCAAAUUAGAUCAACAGCAAGAAGAUGUUACUUAA
Molecule: messenger RNA, 2676 nt
Organism: Cydia pomonella (codling moth)
Lineage: Eukaryota; Metazoa; Arthropoda; Insecta; Lepidoptera; Tortricidae
Exons: 4
Coding region: 1-2676 (891 amino acids)
Source: RefSeq, a predicted model, not a curated record